UGUAACCUCCAAGUUGUCGGUGUAUUUUCCCCGUCACAGACACAGCCCGGCACAACUGGAACUCGCUGGCCCGUCCCUUCACGAGCCCUUCAAUCUCCGGCCAUGGUCACUCAGUAACGAACUGGAAGGAAAUAGGAGCUGCGUGUGUGACAUUUCUCAGGUAACUAAAAGGCAUCCUCACAUAUCAAGAUGUUUGGAAGGGUUUUCAUUGUGGCUGUUUUAUACUGUAUAACAAUCUGUAAAGGAGAAGAUCCUACUAACAGUUCCACUCCCAAGUUAAUUCUCUUAUCCUUCGACGGAUUCCGGGCCGAUUAUCUAACGAGAUUCCCGAUGCCUAAUCUCCAGGAGUUUAUGAAGGAAGGGGUUGAAGUUGAAGAAGUCAAAAAUGUCUUCAUAACCAAGACUUUUCCCAACCAUUACUCCUUAGUCACCGGCCUUUAUGCUGAAAGCCAUGGCAUUGUGGCUAAUCGCAUGUAUGAUGCCGACACUAAGCAGGUAUUCCACAUGAACGACUCCCAUUCCAAAUGGUGGGACGAAGCCACUCCCAUCUGGCUGACCAAUCAAAAGCAAGGCCAUAGAAGCGGAUGUGCGAUGUGGCCUGGAAGUGACGUGAGCAUUCACAAUACAACCCCUUCUGACUUCCUUUAUUAUAAUCACACGGUUUCCUUUGCUCAAAGAGUAAAUCACAUCACCACGUGGCUUACAAGGCCCAACGAUUCCAUCAACUUCGCAGCUAUUUACUGGGAGGAGCCUGACGCAAGCGGACACCGUUAUGGGCCAGACGACUAUGGGAAUAUGUCCGGAGUGCUGAAAGAAGUAGACAAGAACGUUGGCUACUUGAUGUCAGAGCUGAAAAAGGCAAAUCUUUGGGAUACAGUCAAUGUGAUCAUUACUAGCGACCAUGGAAUGGCCCAAUGCUCAAAGGACAGGAUUAUAAAGCUGAACGACUGUAUUGGCCCUGGAAACUAUACUCUGGUGGAUGACAAUCCUGUGGCCUCAAUCCUUCCAAUUUCAGAUACAAAAAAUGUGUAUGAUCUGCUAAGAAACUGCCACCCUCACAUGAAGGUCUACAUGAAAGAAGAGAUCCCAGACCGAUGGCACUACAAACACAACAGCCGCAUCCAGCCACUUCUAUUGGUUGCAGACGAGGGAUGGAUGAUUACACAGAACGAAUCGAUAUCUAUGUUGGGAGAUCAUGGCUAUGACAACGAUCUUCACAGCAUGCAUCCUUUUCUGGCUGCCCAUGGUCCAGCAUUCCGCAAGAGUUACAAAAUGCGCACCAUAAACAAUGUGGAUGUCUAUCCCAUGAUGUGCCUCAUCCUCGGAAUAACGGGGCAACCCAACAAUGGAACACUGUCCAACACCAAAUGCUUGUUGGCCAACCAGUGGUGCAUUCAAGUCUCGGAAGCCAUUGGAAUAGUCAUCGGAGCCAUCAUGGUUCUCACCACUCUGACGUGCAUCAUCAUCAUGCUGAAGAAGAAGAUGCCAUCAGCACGGCCGUUUUCGCGGCUUCAGUUCCAGGAUGAUGACGAUCCUCUGAUUGGUUAGACGUAGAGAUUUCUUACUACCAGAUUGGAAUACGUUUAAAUCUCGUUGGUUGUGAAGAAAAGAGCGAUGGGUUAUGGAAGAAUUUUGACCCACGUGUGCACAGGAAUGUUGCUACGACUUUCUACUCUGUGUCACCAUCUCUAAAUAAUUAUUUAUGGUCCUGGUUUUGAUUUAAUCUGGUGUCUGUUUCCUUCCUGAGGCACAUCUUGCCACGCUGUCCAUAUGUAUGCAACAAACCUGCCAAUCACUGAGAUCUCCGGUUGUGACUAAGCAUACAUGGUUGCUAAUCAGAUAUAACUGAUCAACCUGUUGGAGUUAUCGCUGUUUUUUUAUGAAGAAUGAAAGCCUCAAGCUGUGAAGCCUAAUCACUGCUUGUUAGUGGGUGUUGCUUUUGAAUGGCACAAGCUUUCCAUGAUUUUAGGAACUGAAGAAAAUAAUAACAUGUAGUGUAAGUCUUUGUGAGAAAUCUUUUUCUGCUUGCAGCACUGGUGCAAAAAAAAAAAA
Molecule: messenger RNA, 2052 nt
Organism: Xenopus laevis (African clawed frog)
Lineage: Eukaryota; Metazoa; Chordata; Amphibia; Anura; Pipidae
Gene: enpp4.L
Product: ectonucleotide pyrophosphatase/phosphodiesterase 4 L homeolog
Cellular component (GO): plasma membrane
Molecular function (GO): bis(5'-adenosyl)-triphosphatase activity
Source: RefSeq, marked provisional